AAUAUUUGAGAGGCGUACCGCGUACUGUCUGGGGGAGUAGGACUAACGAUUGUGUCUCGAUCUUAAAGUAGCGACCUUACAUAUUGCUAUGUAUAAUACGUGUUGCUGUUUUUAUGGACUCUAGAACCAUUAAUUGAAUUUUGUUAUAAUAACUUAUCCCUUAUUUUGCGAUUUCAAAAAGACUUAAUUGUCUAUAUCAUUAUUUACACUAACAGGCUUAUUAAAAAGCUUUGAAAGAAUAAAAAUGAGUUUACAUAAAGCCAGGAUUAAAUUAUUUGAGGGAAUUCUGGAAAAAGAUGUCAUUGACAUUGAACAGCUUCAAAAACUGGCUUUUAAUGGUGUGCCAGAGGAAAAGGGUCUACGUUCACUGGUUUGGAAAAUACUCCUUCAUUACAUUCCCACUGAAAAGAAUUCAUGGGACACAACACUCUGCAAGAAAAGACAACUGUAUCAACAGUUCAUUGAUGAAAUAAUAGUCUCUCCAGGUGGACCGACCGAUCAUCCACUGAACAUGAGUCCUGACAGCUCUUGGAGCACUUACUUCAAAGACAAUGAGGUCCUCUUGCAAAUUGACAAGGACGUGAGAAGACUGUGCCCAGACAUAUCUUUUUUCCAAUCGGCAACCGAAUUUCCUUGUUCGGAAAUAGUUAAUAGCAAUGGUGUCAAACGUCUCCACAAGAGAGUUGAGCAAUCUGUUCUUAAAUAUUCUACAUUGGAGAGAAGGGGCCUGGGUGUUGCUAAGCUAAGCAAUGAGAUCAGACGUACAGAUAUAUCAAGCGGUGACUAUACUCCUCUGAAUGAAGGAUGCGAGGCGCAUUGGGAGGUCGUCGAGCGGAUGUUGUUCCUCUACGCCAAGCUGAACCCCGGCCAGGGCUAUGUUCAGGGCAUGAACGAGAUCAUCGGACCAAUUUACCACACUUUCGCCUGUGAUGCCAACAUGGAAUUCAGGAAGUACGCUGAAUCCGACUGCUUUUUCUGUUUCACAAACCUGAUGUCAGAGAUACGGGAUUUCUUCAUACGGACCUUGGAUGAGACAGAGAGCGGUAUCAACUAUAUGAUGGGGAAGUUGAGUGAUUGCUUGAAGAAACAGGACAUUGCCGUGUGGGACAGGCUUAAGAAACAGGAACUGAGACCACAGUACUACAGCUUCAGAUGGCUGACGUUGCUGUUGUCACAGGAGUUUUCUUUACCAGACGUUGAGAGGAUCUGGGAUUCUUUGUUUGCGGAUGCGAGGAGAUUUGAUUUCCUUAUAUUUAUUUGCUGUGCCAUGAUUUUACUGGUCCGUGACAACAUUCUCAACGGCGACUUCGCGUCUAACGUAAAAUUGCUUCAAAACUUUCCACCCAUGGACGUAACAUUAAUACUUAAUAAGGCCCUCGAGAUAUCGUAUACGUAAUUGAUGCCAAUUGCCAACUACCCGAAGACUGUUAUGUUAUGUCUUGGUCUAUACAAUGCUAAAAGCACACUAUACAUUACUUAUACACUAGAAUUUUUAUUAUGAUUUAUGGCUUUUAUGACGUCACUUAAGAAUAUUAUGUAACCUAUACUAUGUUGUAAAAUAAAUCAUAUAUAUAUCAAGUAAUUUUGUCCCGUUGGUUACCAUUUCGUUGCCAAUAUUAUAAUAGAAUUGAUAGUAGUGAAAUAAAAAAAUUACUGAUUUUUUUUAUCUAUAAUUAUAUUUUUAAUUAUUUUUCUAAGCAUUAUAUUAUAAAUUUUAUUAACGAUUUUUAGGAUGUAUUUUCUAAUUUUUUUUUUUAUAUUUAGAAAUGAAUUUUCCAUAUUAAUAUGUUUUUUAUUAAGCGUGUGACGGUAUGUGUGUGUGUGUAUGUGUAAAAAUUACCGAUUUAUUUAAUAAGUAAUCUUCUAGGUAUUGUUAAGAUAAAUUUUGUACCGUUUCCAAAAAUCCCCGACUGAUUUUGACUUCGAAACGUUAGUGAUUUAUGUAGGACCUAAUUAAAAUAUGUAUAUUUUUUUUUUAUUAAAUUUUCGCAAAUGUACCGUUUAGGAUACAUUAUUAUAUAGUUGCUAAGCCCGUAUUAAAUAUAUAAUUUUUAUGUGGUCUACUGAAUAUAGAGAGAAAUAAGAAAGUAA
Danaus plexippus (monarch butterfly) is the source of this 2091-nucleotide messenger RNA. Its product is annotated as TBC1 domain family member 13. Gene Ontology annotation, molecular function: GTPase activator activity. Gene Ontology annotation, biological process: intracellular protein transport; activation of GTPase activity. Lineage: Eukaryota; Metazoa; Arthropoda; Insecta; Lepidoptera; Nymphalidae. The coding region runs from base 245 to 1396 and encodes 383 amino acids. The record is from RefSeq and is a predicted model, not a curated record. The transcript is spliced from 9 exons.